AUGCCUGAGCAACGGCAACGACGAGAGGAGGAUGCAGGAGGUCAUUCCGGUCUCAAGGGUGCCCUUCAGGGUCUCGGAAUUUUCCUUCUGAUGCAAUUCGUUGUGGGCCAAUUCUUUGGCAACAAGCAGAAUGCAACCUCUUCCUCCGUGCAGCCAGGCAACAUGCCCACGUUCGCGGACCGCCCCGAUCCCAGCGAGUAUGCGGAGUACAGUGCUGUCCCAGAUCUCAUCGCUCCCAUUUGGCCGUCCGAUAGCAGCAUUGACAUCAGUAUUUAUGUAUCGCCAUCAAUCGUGGUGCCAUCUUCCAAGUCCAAGGACAGCACCCUGGUAAUGCACGAGAAGAACUUCACUAUCGGCAACUACAGCGACACUCGUGAGAUCGACACCAUCAUCAAGCUUCCCAAGCACGUCCAGAAUAACGGCACCCUCUUUGCUCAUUUCUUUGUGGCACGGAGUGGUCACCCCUUGGAUCCCAGCGCGAAGGACUACAACACCGCGGAUGCCGUCCACUUUCUGCGUCCCCUGAACCAGUAUCUGCCUAAGAAGAAAGCAAAGAAACUCAAGAAUUUGCUAGCUGCCUCGGAGGAAGGAGAAGUGGAAGAAGAGGACCUGACUCCGGAUGUUCAGACUGUGUCAUACUACCAUCCCAACUUCACACUUUCUGUCAUCCCCGACUCGGGCUCGCAAAAGUUUCCUCAGAUGCAUCCGGCUGUCCGUCAGUACGUACAGCUCGAGCGGACCGGUGCGCGCGACAAAACUGGCCGGAACGGCUGGUACUACCCAAUUCUUUUCCUCAACACUUUCUGGCAGUUGAAGAGCCACAUGACCGAGUUGAACUCUACGGUGACGGAGGUGCCCCUGCGGAUUACUCUCAACAACCUGGCAAACUGGAAGUUUAGCAUUCUCACAAGUAUUGACGAGGGUUCCAAGCAAAGCGCUCGUCAAGCUGCUUAUGGCGGUCCCGUGCCUGGCGGGGGUGAUGGCUCCGAAUGGGAAACGAUCAAAGAGGUCCUUCUGGACACGAACAUCUAUCUUUUGUGUACCACGGGAAUUGUCACUAUUUUGCACAUGCUGUUUGAAACCCUUGCUUUCAAGAAUGACAUUGCCCAUUGGCGAAAGAAGAAGGACGUUGUGGGUACAUCUGUUCGAACUAUUUUGGCGAACGUCUUUAUGCAGGCGGUGAUCUUCCUUUACCUCAUGGACAAUAGUGACAACACGUCCUGGAUGAUCUUGGCUAGUCAAGGAUUUGGUAUUCUCUUGGAAGCCUGGAAGAUCACCAAAACUGUGAAUGUUCGCCUGCGGCCGCCACCACCCAGCUCCUUCUUCUCUUUCCUGCCGUACGUCGUUGUCUUCGAAGACAAGCACAAGCUGAGCGAGACCGAGGAGAAGACCAAAGAGUACGACGAGAUUGCUUUCCGCUACCUUUACAUUCUCGCGGUGCCUCUCCUCCUCGCCUACGCAACAUACAGCCUGUUGUACAACACUCACAAGUCAUGGUAUUCUUACAUCAUCGAGACACUCGUGGGCAGUGUAUACGCCUAUGGCUUCCUCAUGAUGGUCCCCAGCUUGUACAUCAACUACCGCUUGAAGUCGGUUGCUCACAUGCCAGGCAAGGCAAUGGCCUACAAAUUCCUCAAUACCUUCAUUGACGACUUGUUCGCUUUCACAGUCAAGAUGCCCUGGCUGCAUCGUUUGGCUACCCUGCGUGACGACGUCAUCUUCUUCAUCUGGCUCUAUCAGGGAUGGAAGUACAAGGUUGACUACAAGCGUGUCAAUGAGUUUGGCCAGGGAGGUGACAGUGAUGACGAGAGUGAUCCCCCCGCCACCCUUAAGCUUGAGGAGGAAAAAGAGAAGAAGAACGAGACCGUGGCCGCUCAAACCUCGGCCGAAGUCGAUCAGAAAACUUCCACCCGUCAGCGGAAGUCAAAGAAAUAA
Penicillium diatomitis is the source of this 1935-nucleotide messenger RNA. RefSeq names its product CLPTM1 family protein. The transcript is spliced from 3 exons. Bases 1 to 1935 code for a protein of 644 amino acids. NCBI's taxonomy places the organism in Eukaryota, Fungi, Ascomycota, Eurotiomycetes, Eurotiales, Aspergillaceae. The record is from RefSeq and is a predicted model, not a curated record. Gene Ontology annotation, cellular component: membrane; endomembrane system.